Messenger RNA from Emys orbicularis (European pond turtle), 1093 nucleotides. It is a transcript of the gene NUDT21, whose product is annotated as nudix hydrolase 21. The record is from RefSeq and is a predicted model, not a curated record. Gene Ontology annotation, cellular component: mRNA cleavage factor complex. The transcript has 7 exons. The coding region runs from base 141 to 824 and encodes 227 amino acids. Gene Ontology annotation, molecular function: mRNA 3'-UTR AU-rich region binding. Lineage: Eukaryota; Metazoa; Chordata; Testudines; Emydidae.
CCCCUUUCCGGCGCGCGGGCAGGCGGUUCCGGCGCAGCCAUUGGCGGUGUGUGAGGCCUGGCGGGGAUGUUAAUGGUGGAAGCUGCUCCCGCCGCUGAGCAGCAGUGACCCAGCCCCCCCCGCCCGCCCGCCGCGCUACCAUGUCCGUGGUGCCGCCCAACCGCUCGCAGACCGGCUGGCCCCGCGGGGUGAACCAGUUCGGGAACAAAUACAUCCAGCAGACCAAGCCGCUCACGCUGGAGCGGACCAUCAACCUGUAUCCACUUACAAAUUAUACAUUUGGCACAAAGGAACCCCUUUAUGAGAAGGACAGUUCAGUGGCAGCCCGGUUUCAGCGCAUGAGGGAAGAAUUUGACAAGAUUGGAAUGAGGCGGACUGUAGAGGGUGUUCUGAUUGUACACGAGCAUAGGCUGCCCCAUGUGUUACUAUUGCAGCUAGGUACAACGUUCUUCAAACUACCAGGUGGUGAACUCAAUCCAGGAGAAGAUGAGGUAGAAGGUCUCAAACGUUUAAUGACAGAGAUACUGGGACGUCAGGAUGGAGUUCAGCAAGACUGGGUGAUUGAUGACUGCAUUGGUAACUGGUGGAGACCAAACUUUGAACCUCCACAGUAUCCCUAUAUUCCAGCUCAUAUUACAAAACCUAAAGAGCACAAAAAGCUCUUCUUGGUUCAGCUGCAGGAAAAGGCUUUGUUUGCGGUCCCAAAAAAUUACAAGCUGGUAGCUGCACCGUUGUUUGAGCUCUAUGACAAUGCCCCAGGAUAUGGACCUAUCAUUUCCAGCCUUCCUCAGCUUUUGAGCAGAUUCAAUUUUAUUUACAACUGAAUUCCCAUAUACUUGAAGAGUGUGAUAGAAGAAGCCGUCUCUGUGAGCACAGCUUUAAGAUGUAGAGGGAAGAAUACAUGUGACGCAAGAAUUUUUUUUUAUGUCUCUUUUUUUUUUCCUGAAAACCGCUAAACUUUCUAUUGUCUGAAUAGCAAAGUGAAUCUCAACUGUUUAGAUAGUGGGAUGGCGAAUGUGAUUCAGUGUUUUAAUCACUUUUCAUUGUAAUAGUCACCAGUUUUUUUUGUACAACAUUAAACAAACUAAAUUGG